AAACACAAGGCGUUAGCGUAGAGAGUGCGGAUCUUUUGAUUUUCCUCUUACUUGGAAAGAAAUUAAAUUGAGAAUUAUGUUGUGCAUGGCACUCUUGGUAUGAUUUUACAUUUGACUUGAUAAACACUAAUGAAAUCCCAGCAUGAUAUGCUUAAUUAUUUUGCCUUGCAACAACUCAUGAGACUUCUUUUUUUCAGGAUGCCAUUUCUUCUUCUGUCCCUACAAAGAAUAUCACCAUUUAGAUGGCAUAUUUUCAUGAGUUCACUUCAACAUCCCCCACAUGUUUUGUCUCACUGUCUUCCCAGUUUAUACAUUUCUAUCCUUAUUAUGCAGCAAAUUUUUUUGACUCCAAUUUUCAAAACUCUAACGCAGGCCCACCAACCCCACCUCCCACGCCUUUGAUCAAGCUAAGAUUUAUCCAUUAAUUCAAACAACAAACUCUAUUAAUACUUCACAUACAAGACCAACUUCCUCUUCAAGCAGCAUUUCGGGUUCUUCUUAUUUCUCUUAAACUCAGCCUCAGAUCAUGAAAAUUGAAUCAAUUGAUGAUUCUUUCAAGAAACCAGGAGCUGUUCCGUUCAAGUGGGAGAUCCGACCCGGUGUUCCCAAGCUCCAUAACCCACAACCACCAUCGACAGGUAAUGACGAUCACCACUUUGAAUUCGAAUUCCGAAAGCCGCGCCAUCAGUGGAAGCGGCACUUGCAACAAAACCAGUCCGCUGUGCCCGUAAGCAUUCACAACAGCACAUUUCCAGAAACCCCACGAAGACUCAAGCCCCCACCAGCCGGGUUCUACUUCCACCCUCCCAUGGAGGCCCGAACCCGAUCUUUGCGGUCAUCCCCGCGUUCACAUUCCCAUCGUUUUGGCCUUCCGGGACUGGCCCGGUCCGAUGUUGUCUCCUCAGUCGGGUGCUUUCCUACGCCUUUGGCGAAGCGAAAGAAUGCAAAGAAGAGUGUCAACGCAGUAUCAAGAUCCGAACCCGAGUACUAUUCGGAUCUCGACACCCCAAUGUCAUCCCGGUGGUCCGUUUCAAGUCGGAAGUCAGUUUCUCCAUUGUCGUCUUCGUUUGCUUCCUACCAGUCUUCGCCCCGACCCGUGGUGGAUGCAGAUUGGGCAGCCUUCGGGUUAUUUUAGGAUCUAAAAUAAUAUAUAAUCGAAGUCGUUCAUAUUACAAUGACGCCACUGCUUAAUGUGGCUGGUUUGAAUAUCAGAAACUUCAACCAACCCACUUGAUGUUAUUUAGUUAAGUGGGUUUUUCAGCUGUUAAAAUACCAACAAUGAUGUUAUAAUAUGCUAUUUCUAAUUUAAUGAUCUUAUAAGUUUACUCAAAUUAGGGAAAUUGAUUAUGUGAAUCGGGUUAA
Molecule: messenger RNA, 1362 nt
Organism: Sesamum indicum (sesame)
Lineage: Eukaryota; Viridiplantae; Streptophyta; Magnoliopsida; Lamiales; Pedaliaceae
Source: RefSeq, a predicted model, not a curated record